This is a messenger RNA of Mesoplodon densirostris (Blainville's beaked whale), 1581 nucleotides long. It is a transcript of the gene BTN1A1, whose product is annotated as butyrophilin subfamily 1 member A1. Lineage: Eukaryota; Metazoa; Chordata; Mammalia; Artiodactyla; Ziphiidae. The record is from RefSeq and is a predicted model, not a curated record. Bases 1 to 1581 code for a protein of 526 amino acids. The transcript has 7 exons. Gene Ontology annotation, cellular component: external side of plasma membrane. Gene Ontology annotation, molecular function: signaling receptor binding. Gene Ontology annotation, biological process: T cell receptor signaling pathway; regulation of cytokine production.
AUGGCAGUCUUCCCAAACUCCUGUCUCUCCGGGUGUCUGCUUGUCUUCAUUCUCCUCCAGGUGCCCGAGCUGGAUUCUGCUCCCUUUGACGUGAUUGGACCCCCGGGGCCCAUCCUGGCGGUGGUGGGUGAAGAUGCCGAGUUGCCCUGUCACCUCUCCCCCAACGUGAGCGCCGAGCGCAUGGAGUUGCGAUGGUUCCGAGAGAAGGUCUCUCCCGCGGUGUUCGUGCGCCGGGAAGGGCGAGAGCAGCCCGGAGAGCAGAUGGCCGAGUACCAGGGGAGAGUGACGCUGGUGGAGGACCGCAUCGCGGAGGGGCGCGUCGCUGUGAGGAUACAGGACGUCAAGGCCUCUGAUGAGGGGAAGUACCGAUGCUUUUUCAGGCAGGACGAAGACUACGAAGAGGCCACCGUGCAUCUGAAGGUGGCUGCUCUGGGCUCUGAUCCUCACAUCCACAUGGAAGUUCAAGAGAGUGGAGAGAUCUGGCUGGAGUGUACCUCAGUGGGAUGGUACCCAGAGCCCCGGGUACAGUGGCAAACUCCCAAGGGAGAGGAGUUUCCAUCCGUGUCAGAGUCCAGGAACCCUGAUGAAGAAGGUCUGUUCACCGUGGCAGCUUCAGUGAUCAUCAGGGACACCUCCAUGAAGAAUGUGUCCUGCUGUAUCCGGAACCUCCUUCUCGGCCAAGAGAAGGAAGUAGAGAUUUCUAUACCAGCUCCCUUCUUCCCAAGGCUGACUCCCUGGAUGGUGGCUGUGGCUGUGGUCUUGAUGGUCCUAGGACUUCUCACAAUUGGGUCCAUAUUUUUCACUUGGAGACUAUACAAGGAAAGAUCCAGACAGAAGAGGCAUGAAUUCAGCUCUAAAGAGAAACUCCUGGAAGAGCUCAAAUGGAAAAAGGCUACAUUGCAUGCAGUUGAUGUGACUCUGGAUCCAGAUACCGCCCACCCCCACCUCUUUCUGUAUGAGGAUUCAAAAUCUGUCCGACUGGAAGAUUCACGUCAGAAACUGCCUGAGAAACCAGAGAGAUUUGACUCCUGGCCUUGUGUGUUGGGUCGUGAGGCCUUCACCUCGGGGAGACAUUACUGGGAGGUGGAGGUGGGAGACAGGACUGACUGGGCAAUCGGGGUGUGUAGGGAGAACGUGACGAAGAAAGGGUUUGACCCCAUAACUCCCGAGAAUGGUUUCUGGGCUGUGGAGUUGUAUGGAAACGGGUACUGGGCUCUCACCCCACUGCGGACCCCUCUCCCAUUGGCGGGACCCCCUCGCCGAGUUGGGAUCUUCCUGGACUGUGAGUCAGGAGACAUCUGCUUCUACAACAUGACUGAUGGAUCCCAUAUCUAUACUUUCUCUAAUGCCUCUUUCUCAGGCCCCCUCCGGCCCUUCUUCUGCCUGUGGUCCUGCGGCAAAAAGCCCCUGACCAUCUGCCCAGUCACUGAUGGGUUUGAGGGAGUCACAGUAGUUGCUGAUCCCAAGGACCUUUCUAAGGACAUCCCACUCUCGCCCAUAGGGCAGGACUCUGCCUCUGGGGAUACAGACACCCUCCAUUCUAAACUGAUCCCUCCCCAGCCCAGCCAACGGGUACCUUAA